AUGCGUUCCGAUUUUAAAAGCCGGAGGCAGGACGAUGACCUGCUUAUCAACUCUAUCUUACCAUCUUAUCAUAUGUUCGAGUCGACCAUUUCCAAGAAAUUGAUACCAAAUGAGGAAAACUUCAAGGAAGACCCCCCACUUUACGAGAUGUCUCCGUUGAAUUCAGGAGGAGUGACUCCUGUUCAUACAACACUACCUCAAAAUCCCAGUCUUUUGUCGUUUCCGUUCCCCGCAAUGCCCGAAUUGGAGGAGGGAAUCACCCAAACUUUCAAUCAAAACUCAGCCGAUUACUGGGAAUCCACAGUUCUAGCCCACGUACACAACUUGGACAAUUUAGCAGAGUCAAAUAACCCCAUGGCAAAUAACUUGGAUAUCAAGGUCUUCUUUACUGAAGAGGUUUGCCAAAAGGGUGUUAUUCCUAAUUUAAUUGACCCAUCACAUACCGAAUAUAAACAAGGGGACUAUAUUCAUGGAUACGUAACCAUUGAAAAUCAGUUCAAGGAGCCAAUACCAUUUGAUAUGGUCUACGUUGCUUUCGAAGGUAUACUCUGUGUGGUUCAGCUGGGAAAUGGCGCGAAAGACUCUCUUAAUCCACCCACGGUCGUCAAAUUCUUGAAUAUGCUCGACUUGUUCGCAUCCUGGUCUUAUGCGAACAUAGACCGUCUUGUUACUGACAGUGGAGACCCUCAUGAUUGGUGUGAAGGCGAUACAGAUCCAUGGGAUUAUACACAACUUUCAAUUGACGUUAAGAGGCUAUUUCGGCCACAUACCACCUAUAAAAGGUUUUUCUCGUUCCGCAUUCCAGAACGUCUCUUGGAUGACAAUUGUGAUGCUCAUAAUUUGGAUGCUCAUUGUACCUUACUUCCUACUCUAGGGAGAGCGUUCAAUUUGAGCUCAUCGAAACGCUUUCCGAUACAUGAUGAAAAUCAGAUCAAAGACUUGUCUUUCAUGGACUCCUUUAUUGGCUAUUCUGUGUCUGCCAGAGUCAUGGGACGUGCUUCACAGUACAAUCAUAAAGUCGAUAAGGAUAAGUAUGUCUUAGCACGGGAAACAAGCGUUCCUUUACGAGUGCUUCCUUACUCUGUGUUUCCAGAAUACAAGGAAGUUUAUGAACUGAAGAUUGACGCAUAUUACCGGGCAUAUUUAAAGACAGUCGAACAAAAAAUUGAAGAGGGCAUGCUAGUGCGUGAAAGAAUGAGACUUGAAGCAAAAACUGGGUCUUCUUCGCUUCCCUUGACCCCGUUUAAUCUGACCACUUCACGAACGUCUACAUCGGGUGCACUGGUCGUAGACAAACUAAAGCAUAUGUACAUAUGUUCUGGAAGUUAUAAAAAGGGUCACAAUAUCAAAGCUUCUGGCACAAAAUUUUAUCAACACGUCAGUGCCUACCGCAAAAAGACCAUCACCGGGUUUUCCAAAAUAUUGGGCACGAUUUCUCUCGCUACACCAAAGGCCUCGCUCAAGAUUCCAUACGUGCCUCCCCGGCAAUUCCGGAAUCCAUUGCAGGGCUACAAUACAAAAGUUAGAGUGCCAAUAGAACUUUCUUAUGCAUAUGAUUUGCGUGAAGGGAAGCAAACGCCACCCGAACCAAGGUCCAUAACUUGUGAUUUGUUGCUGAUUACCAUUCGAUCGAAAAAGCAUCCAAUUCCAAUUGAGUUCAGUCACGAUAUGUGCUUCUUUGACGAGUACGUAGAUGACAUGGGGCAAAAGAAAUCCGAUGAAUUGGAGUCUUUCGAGACCAUAGUAAUCAAAACCUUUCAAGACCACUAUUGUUCUCUUGUGUCCUUAAUGAAGGAAAUCGGAUUCAACAACGACGCUUUUAGAGUGGAGACUCUGUUAUUUAAAGGCAUCAAAAGUUUGGCUCUGGUUCAGACAAAAAAAAUCAACCUAGCAGUUCCAGACGUAAAAAUCAUGCAUGAAAAUGAAAAGGGCGCAGGGAGCUUUCUGAACUUCGCUGCUGUGCCGUGGGAACAGGUUCAAUCACAAGCUGAUCAGACCUACAAUAUUGCUUCCAAAAACUGUAUUCUUGAUAUUGAUUUUGAGAGCUGUCACUUGAAAGGAGCCCCAGAAAUUGCGCCAGGACUGUCUGCGUUUGACCUGUUAUGCUUAGUUCCUGAUUUCCAGACUUGCCAUAUGUCAAGGCUUUACUUUCUCCGUGUUACCGUAAGGCAUAAGAACGGAAUUCUGCAGGCGGUACAUGUGCCAUUGAAUAUUUUUCAGUAA
This is a messenger RNA of Metschnikowia bicuspidata var. bicuspidata NRRL YB-4993, 2223 nucleotides long. RefSeq lists its product as uncharacterized. Gene Ontology annotation, biological process: protein polyubiquitination; protein monoubiquitination. Gene Ontology annotation, molecular function: ubiquitin-ubiquitin ligase activity. Gene Ontology annotation, cellular component: ubiquitin ligase complex. The record is from RefSeq and is a predicted model, not a curated record. The transcript has 2 exons. The coding region runs from base 1 to 2223 and encodes 740 amino acids. NCBI's taxonomy places the organism in Eukaryota, Fungi, Ascomycota, Pichiomycetes, Serinales, Metschnikowiaceae.